CGCCCAGACCGGAAGCGGAAGUGAACCCCGAACUCGGAGGAGGAAGCCGGCGCGGCCCCGUCAGCAGCCUGCUGCUGGGACGCCGUGAGGCGGCGGCGGCGGCGGCGGUGCCAACGGGCGGCGGCCGCGCUGCUGUCUGCAAGUGGGUCCCGUGGCCAGGCCGGUAGGCCGCCCGAGGUCCUGCCGCCAUGAAGCUGUACAGCCUCAGUGUCCUCUACAAAAGUGAGCCCAAAGCAAUACUGCUCAAAGCCGCUUACGACGUAUCUUCUUUCAGUUUCUUCCAGAGGUCCAGUGUUCAGGAAUUCAUGACCUUCACAAGUCAACUAAUUGUGGAGCGCUCAGCGAAAGGCAGCAGAGCUUCUGUCAAAGAACAAGAAUAUCUGUGCCAUGUCUAUGUCCGGAAUGACAAUCUUGCAGGCGUCGUUAUUGCUGACAGUGAAUACCCAUCCCGGGUGGCCUUUACCUUGCUGGAGAAGGUACUAGAUGAAUUCUCCAAGCAGGUUGACAGUAUAACUUGGCCAGUAGGAUCCCCUGCUACAAUCCAGUACACAGCCCUGGAUGGUCACCUUAGUAGAUACCAGAACCCCCGAGAAGCUGAUCCCAUGUGUAAAGUACAGGCCGAACUAGAUGAGACCAAAAUCAUUCUGCAUAAUACCAUGGAGUCUUUGUUAGAACGAGGCGAGAAGCUUGAUGACUUGGUGUCCAAAUCAGAAGUACUGGGAACACAGUCCAAAGCCUUCUAUAAAACUGCCCGGAAACAAAAUUCAUGCUGUGCAAUCAUGUGAUGCAGCCCAUGGAGGCCGGCGCUGGAUCGUCACCGUCACUCACAUCAGAACUGCAGUCCCGAGGAAGAAGAGACGUCCAAGAAGAGGACCUGGAGCUGUCCAGACUGGCCAUUUUUAUUUUGGAGUUUCCCAGAAGAAACAAGGGAUGGUGGAAGGGUGGGGAACAUUCAAGUUCGUAUGUCUGGUUGUGAUUUUUAGAAAGAGUUUGAGGCCCCCAAAGGUGUAUUUUUGGGAAAAUGAAACCAUAAACUCUGAGUGUCUCCCAUAGAUGCUGAAGGGCUCAUUUUCAGCUAACCCCAGAAGGCUCUGUGGGAGGGAAUUCAAAGCCAGCUCUUUAUUGAUCCUCAGUAUGCCUCUGGAUUUCAUUUUUGCAUUAAUGAUAUUAACUUCAAUAAGUGGGGUGGGGGAGGGGUCCCUGGUGAUAGGGCUGGGGUGGGCAGAAUUUGAACACUUGGGGAAAUCCUCUCCUUGGGCACCAUGGGGAUUGGGGUGAAUCUGCCUACCACAGUGGCCAGCACCAGGUAGUAGGCCAGCAGUUCAGGCCUAAAGCCUGUGAGGGGGCAGUGGUUGCUAAGUCUCACAAAUUUAUGAGCCCGUUGUUCAGCUUGUCUUUCUGCGAGGAUUGGCUUCCACCAAGGGCAGGACCCAUCUAAACGUCUUUUACCCAGUACACUAAAGGUAACUUUUGGGAGAUGUCUGGAAGGGCCUGAGAUAGGCAGUAUAUGAAGAGUGUGGUUCUACCAUCUAGCAGGCUGAAGAUUAGGCUAGGAAAGGGGACUCUUCUGCUGGUGUUAGCAUGGUCAGCUGGUAGAACCCAUUUUGGCGAAGAUCCAGACACUGGUGCCCUCAGCUGCUCAACAUGGAGGCAUACCUGCCUUGACUUGGAAUUUGACUUUGAACAUUAGGAUCAAAGCAGUGGGUGCUUUCAAAACUGGUUUUUAUUUGCCUCUUCACUACAAGACUGUCUUGGCAACUGCCUGGGGCCUGCACGCCUAAACAAGUCUUUCCUGUGGAUACCAGGAGGAGGUGCCAACAGCCUGAUGCCUCCCAGCACCCACCUGAACUUCCUGUGGUGGGAAUUAUACUGACCUGUGAGCCCCCUCCUGGUCACAGGCAACUACAGAAUUGGUCUGAACUGGUGUCUGCCUUUAGCAGUAGCCACCUUGGCCUUGAGGCCCAGCCCUGGAACCAGGCUGGAAUAGUCCAGGGGUGGUCCUAGGAUGUACUAGGUACCAAACUGCCUCUUCAUGCCCCACCAUGCUCAAGAUGCCUGCUCAAAGAACACUAUGGGUUCCUGUCCUGACAGAAGCCCUUGCUGGGAUGAUAUCAUCUACAAGUAUUGAACCAGUGUCAUCUCAUCCUCAGGAGCCUUAUUAUGAGUGCCCUGCUGCUCUGGGAGCCUGCAUGUGGGUGGAGGUUGGGUAGCAGGGUGGGGUCUGCUGUGUUUUGAGAUCCCUAUCCCCUGUUUGGUUUACCAGCUACAGCCCUUUUUCUCUGGGCACUGUUGGCCAAAGGGCUUUGGUCUCUCCCGGAGUAGCCUGCCUGUAUCCUUUUCCUACUGCCAUAGACAUCCUCAGUCCAGUGCCCCCUGGAAGACACAGACCUAGCCUGCUUCCUGGUACCUGAAGUGGAGUGAAGUGGGCCUGGACCCCAAAAGAGAAGAAAUAGGAUGGUGCCUCCUUUCCCCUUCCUGCUCUGAAGGAUGCUAGGAAGGAGUGUGGGUAGGCGACAGAGGUGUGAGAUUGGGGAAAGGAGGGGAGACUGUCACCCACAUCUGGCUACCUUUCAGCAGGAUAACAGUGGGUGAGUGACUCAGACUCUUAGAUGGAUGGAUGGCUUACCCCACAUCUCCCUGCUCUCUGUUGUGUUCUAAUGUUAAAUCAUUCGGCAAGAGUGUAUUUUAAUAACUACUGCCUAACUUCUCUGUGUUCUGUUUGAGAGGUUCCUGUCUAGAUAAAGUUGUCUUUUGAAAUUCCAAA
Sciurus carolinensis (gray squirrel) is the source of this 2764-nucleotide messenger RNA. It is a transcript of the gene Ykt6, whose product is annotated as YKT6 v-SNARE homolog. Gene Ontology annotation, molecular function: SNAP receptor activity. Gene Ontology annotation, cellular component: Golgi apparatus. The transcript is spliced from 7 exons. Gene Ontology annotation, biological process: endoplasmic reticulum to Golgi vesicle-mediated transport. Lineage: Eukaryota; Metazoa; Chordata; Mammalia; Rodentia; Sciuridae. Bases 189 to 785 code for a protein of 198 amino acids. The record is from RefSeq and is a predicted model, not a curated record.